AUGAAAAAGUAUUACCAUCACAUCAGUUUUGGGUUCCGCUCACUUCACUCCACUGUGCAGCAGGUGCACCUUGUUAUGGCAGAAACUAUUGCCGUUUCUACUGAGCGAAAACAGUAUUGUUCGGGUGUCUUCCUAGACGAGGCUUUCGACCGGAUUGAAAAGGUGAAAGCGGUGAUCGAGUAUCAAAGCGACGUCGCGAUACAAGAAGGUUCGCUAAUUCACGACAAGAAAGAGAGGAUACUUUUUUUAGCCGAUGCAUCGACCGACGAAGAUGAAGAAGCACAACGUGCAGGAACUAACAGAAGAGUUAUAUAUCAUCAAGCAGCAAACGUAGAAGAUUCUCCCAACAUUUUAGAAGGAAUUUAUCCACGUCUUGAAGUCGAUCGUUAUAGGCCAAGUAGAGCUGAACGUAGCCCAAUACUAGCCGCAAUACUGGAGCAUCAGCGGUCCUCUACAGUGCAAGAAGAAAACACCGAACAAGCAGCUAGUUUAAGCACCGAAAUUGAAACCCCUGAAAGGAACGAAGAAAGCAUUGAUAUGCCGAACACUGACAAUCGACUGAGUUUAAGCACCGAAAUUGAAAGCCCUGAAAGGAACGAAGAAAGCACUGAUAUGCCGAACACUGACAAUCGACUGAGUUUAAGCACCGAAAUUGAAACCCCUGAAAGGAACGAAGAUAACACUGAAAUGGCGAACAUUGAUAAUCGACUGAGAUCCGGAAAUAUUAAUGACACGGAAGAGCCCAGUUCUGAGAUUAGUAUCACUAAUCUCAGAAACAGAAGCAACAACCUUUACAACCUGGAGAUCGGAAAUGGCGAAUCUCAUGGAUCUUAGGGUUUAUUUAAAAACAAACUUGAAUUGUCCCAUGGUGUAGGAGAUAAGUGAAAGAUAAAGAGUAACUUUCUUUCCCGCUCCGUCCUUCCUUGAUAAAGGAAUCGAGAACGUUUCUCCGGAGAUGCCAGUCACAGUUUCUGACACCUAUCCCUACCAAUAAACUACAAAGUCUUGUUCAAUAGUUUUGCCGUUUUCAGAUGCAGAGCUAGCAGGAUGGUCUCGAGGAUUGCAACAGGUUGCAAAAUUUCCUUCUUUGUGAAGUUAAUUUUUUUUGUAGAUAUAGAACUACGUUAACAAUACGGUAAUAAAUGUUACAAUAGAACAGAAAAAUGGCAUGUUUUCUGUUUAUCCUCAAAUCGCUAUUGUCUGAACCAUACAUUUCCAUGUUAUAAGGAUUUACCUAUUUGUAAAUGUACACUUCAUUAAUAUACUUUUUUGUGUAGUAGAAGACUCGUAUUAACAAACUUUAAAAUUUUUAAACAUUUUAGAACGUAUAUUGCUUAAAGAAAAUGAGCGUCAUAGGACGAUGUACAAAUCACCCCCAAGAUCUGUUCAUUUGCAAUGUCGAAAGUAAUUUUAUAUAUUGAAUCAUCUUGGAGAGAUUAUUUAAAGACGUGCCUAUUAGGACACUCAAGUGCCUAAGUAAAACCAAAGCUUGUGAAAGAAGUGUAUACCGUCGGGUACAUCAGUACCACUGUGCCUUAUGUUGAAUAAACAUUACUGAGUGAGGUCAGCAAAACCCAGCGAAGACACCUUCACCCCCAAAGAAAAGUUUGCUGUACUUACUGAACCGAGCAACUGUUCCUCGAGGCCGUACGUCGAGUAUAACGCAAAUGGAUAUAUAAUUCUGCAUAAAUCUGUAAGAUGAAAAUCAAACCGCCGAAAUAAUGGCAAGCUGUGGACACCUACGCGUCUAAGAAGUACGUCUGUUCAAAAUAUCAGUGUAGGCAGUACCAUUGAGUGCCAAAUGCUACAGAUAUCUUUAUCCAUACACGAACUAUCUGACAAGCAGCCGACUGUUCCACUACAAACGUCUUUGCAUAUUCCUUGUAUCCACAGUAAUAUAUUGAUAUAUUAAUUUUAACAGACGUAAAUAAAGGCAUCGUUAUAUCAUAUUGUAUUUUUUCUCUCAUCUAACUCUUAAAUGAAAAACAGGUUCUUACGGAAGUUAAGAUCUUAGCCCCUUAAAAAAUUUUUGCAAACCAGGUGAAGAUCUAUAUUUCCAUUACAACAGGAUGUUGUAAAGAACUU
Molecule: messenger RNA, 2085 nt
Organism: Cimex lectularius (bed bug)
Lineage: Eukaryota; Metazoa; Arthropoda; Insecta; Hemiptera; Cimicidae
Exons: 9
Coding region: 1-834 (277 amino acids)
Source: RefSeq, a predicted model, not a curated record